Messenger RNA from Cladophialophora psammophila CBS 110553, 1272 nucleotides. RefSeq lists its product as uncharacterized. Gene Ontology annotation, cellular component: nuclear pore; nuclear pore central transport channel. NCBI's taxonomy places the organism in Eukaryota, Fungi, Ascomycota, Eurotiomycetes, Chaetothyriales, Herpotrichiellaceae. Gene Ontology annotation, biological process: NLS-bearing protein import into nucleus; protein localization to nuclear inner membrane; nuclear pore organization. The transcript is spliced from 2 exons. Gene Ontology annotation, molecular function: structural constituent of nuclear pore. The coding region runs from base 1 to 1272 and encodes 423 amino acids. The record is from RefSeq and is a predicted model, not a curated record.
AUGAGUCUCUUUAGAUCUUCAAAUGCGAAUCAGGCGCAGCCUGCGAAAACUGGCUUCUUCUCCUUUAGCAAUCCUUCCUCAAGCCAGCCGUCCGGUUCCACGUCAUUGUUUGGCCAGCCGCAGACGCAGCAACAGAGCAGUCUACCGACCUUUGGCUUCGGCGCGCCCAAAUCACAGCCUCAGCAAACGGGUGGCUUGUUUGGCACUUCGCAGACACAACAGAGCGGAGGAUUGUUUGGGACUGGUACACAGCCUCAGCAGCAAUCCAGAGGCCUAUUUGGAGCGUCACAGCCUCAGCAACAACCGGGUGGUUUAUUUGGCACUUCAACACAGCCACAACAACAGAGCGCAUUUGGGUUUGGUCAGUCCCAGCAACAGCCCCAGCAACCACAGCGACCUCUAGAUCAGACGCUGAGGUUUGGUCAGUCGCAACAAGGACAGCCUGGGCCCCAAUCACUAUGGGAGGAAGGUCGCGGCCUCAACGUCUUCAGGUCAAUACCCGUACAAAUGAACAUUGUCAAGAAUAAGUGGGAUCCCACUAUUCUGUCCUCCCCGCUGCGGACCUACUUGUAUCAACACGUCGAGAGUGAAACAGAUGCCUUGAAAUACCGACCGGGGCCGGGAGAAGAUGAAGACAAGUGGGAAGAGGCAGUUUCUAAAAGACCUGGACCUGACUGGGUCCCUCUUUUAAUCCAGGGAUUUUUCCAGCUGGGCCGAAAAGCUCAAAUACAAAUGGAGGCCGUCCAAAGAUGCAAUAUGAUGCUCCAAGAAAUCAACACAUCACUCGACGUUCAACUGGAUAAACACCGCCAAAAUAUGGCCACGAGAUUAGAAGAAUGCAAGAGAAGACAAGCUGCGGCAGCUCAGCGAACAUUAUCAUUGGCAGUCAAAGUCCAAAUUCUUCGAAACCGAGGCUACGUGAUGGACAACGCCGAGGAAGAACUGAAAGCGAAACUGGAAAAGCUACAACGCGAAGUCUUUGAUCCCUCUUUGAAUGCCCGAGAGCAGGAAAUCUGGGCGAGGAUGUUGGGAAUUCGAGAACGUGCGAAGAGAUUGAAGACUGAGAUGGAGAAGAUCGCACCGGCGGCUGCUGCUGAUGGGGAAGGUACAACGCUGGAUGAGGAUACGAUCAAAGCUGCAAAAAAGACACUGGAAGCCUACGAAAUUCAACUACGGCAUCUGCAGAAAGAACUGGAACUUGUGCAGCAAGAGUAUGACGAGUGGGAGAAGAUAUCUAAGGACAGGGAUAAUGAUGUUCCUCGACGGAGGUAA